AAUCAGCUGUAACGUUAGUUUUGGUUAAACUCGACUUUUAUUUUAUUAAAAAUUGAGUUAAAUUUAUAUAGAAAUUAUAUAAAAAGAACGUAAACAUGAUAAGACGACUGCAUAUUUUGAUCAAACACUCGCAUCAUAAAAUGCUUAACGCUGCCAGUACACCAUACAGUGGAAGCUCUUUGGUGAAUAUAACAACAACACAUAGUACAUAUUGUACCAAAAGCCAACGGACGGAUUCCAGUCCAGACGAAGAUCCCCAAGACGACAAAGAAGAUAAAUCUAAAAAGGAACAAGCCCAAAAUACCACAAGUCAGCAAAGAAAACGACCUGUUAAGUCAUUUGUGCCUGCUGUUCGAAAUCCCUUCGCCUCUGCUUCGGAAAAAACCAAAGACGUAUACAUGAGUAUGGUGAACAUAUUCUCUGAGCGGGAUGUACAUCGACGUAAUCAUGUAGAAUUCAUUUAUGCUGCUAUGAAACACAUGUCCGAGUUUGGUGUUGAACACGACUUGGAGGUGUACAAGGCCUUGAUUAAUGUAAUGCCCAAGGGCAAAAUGAUUCCACAAAACCUGUUUCAAGCUGAAUUCAUGCAUUACCCUAAGCAGCAACAAUGUAUUAUAGAUUUAUUAGAACAAAUGGAGGACUUGGGAGUUAUGCCGGAUUACGAAAUGGAAGCCAUGUUGUUGAACAUAUUUGGCCGUCAAGGCCAUCCAUUGCGUAAGUAUUGGCGAAUGAUGUAUUGGAUGCCGAAAUUCAAAAAUGCUUCGCCAUGGCCUUUACCCAAUCCGGUGCCGGAUGAUACAUUAACCAUUGCCAAAUUGGCGGUGGAACGCAUGUGCACAGUAGAUCCGCGUUCUCAAAUAACGGUGUAUGAGACCAAAGAAGUGGAAGAUGCCUUAGAUCAAACGUGGAUAGUAAGCGGCAUGAGCCCGGAUCAGACACAAUUAUUAAAAGAACAUUCACGGCAAAGGGCGGUGUAUAUAGAAGGGCCAUUUAUGAUUUGGUUGAGAAACAGAUCAAUCAACUAUUUCACCUUGAGGGCUGAUCCAGAUAUGGAAUUUCUUAACGCUUUGCAGAAUCAAAAGUUUGAUGAUGGCGAUGAUGUAACCCAUUUGAAUGUACCUCUGUUUGGAAGUGUUCCUCCCAGCAGGAAAAAUCAGGUUGGUAAAUUGCGUUCUGUUCACCAACAAGACGAUGGCACAAUAUUUGCCAUAUGUGCUACUGGAACUUCCACCAAAGAUUCUCUCCUGUCAUGGAUACGUCUUUUGGAGGCUAAUGGCAAUCCAUCCUUGGGCGAAAUACCUGUGCUCUUUCGCUUUCAUUCAAAUGUGGGCGAAAAGGCGGUUCAAAUCGAAGGACAAGCCAAGGCGGCAACAACAAGAAAUGACAGCACUCCCCCAGAAUCGAACAGAUAGUAAUUAUGCUAUGAUUUGUGUUUAUUAAGAAGCCGAAAAAAGUAUCACAAAAUAAAGAAGGUGUGUUAAAGUUUA
Stomoxys calcitrans (stable fly) is the source of this 1487-nucleotide messenger RNA. RefSeq names its product evolutionarily conserved signaling intermediate in Toll pathway, mitochondrial (gene ECSIT). The transcript is spliced from 2 exons. Bases 96 to 1412 code for a protein of 438 amino acids. NCBI's taxonomy places the organism in Eukaryota, Metazoa, Arthropoda, Insecta, Diptera, Muscidae. Gene Ontology annotation, cellular component: mitochondrion. The record is from RefSeq and is a predicted model, not a curated record.